Micropterus salmoides (largemouth bass) is the source of this 5943-nucleotide messenger RNA. Its product is annotated as mucin-2-like. The transcript is spliced from 11 exons. The record is from RefSeq and is a predicted model, not a curated record. The annotation marks the transcript as partial. NCBI's taxonomy places the organism in Eukaryota, Metazoa, Chordata, Actinopteri, Centrarchiformes, Centrarchidae.
GUUCCAACAACAACUGCAUCAACAACUGAAGCAACAACACCUACUCCAACAACAACUGUCCUCACAACAACUGAAGCAACGACACCUACUCCAACAACUGAGGCGACAAUGACACCUGUUCCAACACCUGAGGCAAUAACCACACCUGCCCUGACAACAACUGAAGCAACAACAACACCUGCUCCAACAACUGAGGGAACAACGACACCUGCUUCAACAACUGAGGAAACAACAAGUGUCCUGACAACAACAGCAUCCACAAUGACACCUUCCCCAACAACAACUGAAGCAACAACGACACCUGCUCCACCUUCUGCGCCAACAACGACACCUGCCCCAACAACUGAGGCAACAACGACACCUGCCCCGACAACAACUGAAGCAACAACGACACCUGCUCAAACAACACGUGCUCCGACAACAACUACCCCUGCUCCGAAAACAACAACCUCUUCUAAAACAACAAUAAGGACUGCAGCAACAGUGUCAAAAACAACAACACGUACUCCAACAACUGUACAAACAACACAUUCUAGAACAACAACUUCUCCAAAAACAACAAGAAGAACUGCAGCAACAACAGUGUCAAAAGCAACAACACGUGCUCCAACGACACCUACUCCAACAAUUGAGGCGACAACGACACCUGCCCGGACCACUACUGAAGCAACAACGACACCUGUUCCACCUUCUGCGCCAACAACGACACCUGCCCCGACAACUGAAGCAACAACGACAACUGCCCCGACAAGAACUGAUGCAACAACGAUAUCUCCAACAACUGAACCCACAGCACCUGCUCCAACAACAACAACUGUCACCACAACAACUGAAGAAACAACGACACCUGCUCCACCAACUGAGGCAACGACACCUGCUCCAACAACUCAGGGAACAACAAGUGUCCUGACAACAACAGCAUCAACAACUACACCUGCCCUAACAACAACUGAAGCAAUGACGACAACUGCCCCGACAACAACUGAAGCAACGACACCUGCUUUAUCAACUGAGACAACGACACCUGCUCCAACAACUGAGACAACAACGACACCAACCCCGACAACAACUGAAGCAUCAACAACAUCUCCAACUGAAGCAACAAGGACACAGUCUCCAACAACUGAGGGAACAACAAUUAUCUCCACAACAACUGCAUCAAUACCAGCUCCAACAGCUACGCCAACGACACCUACUCCAACAACUGCAGAAACGACACCUUCUCAAACAACUCAAGCAACAACGACACCUGCUCCAACAACCAAAGCGACGACACCUGCCCCAACAACAACUGAAGCAACGACACCUGCUCCAACAACUGUGGCAUCAACGAAACCUGCCCCGACUACAAAUGAACUAACAACGACACUUGCUCCAACAUUUGAAACAACAACGACACCUUCCCCAACAACACCUGAAGCAACAACAACACCUGCUCAAACAACUGAAGCAACAACAACAUCUGCUUCAAUAUCUGACACAACAACCACACCUGCCCCGACAACAACUGAAGCAACAACGACAUCUUCUCCAACAACCGAAGCAACAACGACACCUGCCCCAACAACAACUGAAACAAUGAUGACAACUGCCCUGACAACAACUGAAGCAACAACGACAACUGCUCCGACAACAACUGAAGAAACAACAUCUCCAACUGAAGCGACGACACAUUCUCCAACAACUGAGGGAUCAACAAGUAUCUCCACAACAACUCCAUCAAUACCUGCUCCAACAGCUAUGCCAAUGACACCUACUCCAACAACUGCAGAAACGACAUCUGCCCCGACAACAACUGAAGCAAUGACGACAACUGCCCCAACAACAACUGAAGCAACGACAACUGCCCCGACAACAACUGAGGCAACAACGACACCUGCUCCAACAACUGAGGCUACAACGACACCUUCGCCAACAACAAAUGACGCAACAACGACAUCUUCUCCAGCAACUGAAACAACGAUGACACCUGCCAUGACAUCAACUGAAUCAAGUGCAACUGCUCCAACAACUGAAGAAACGCCACCUGUUCCGACAACUGAGUCAACGAUGACACCUACUCCAACAACUGAGGCAAAGAAACCUUCCCAGAAGUCAACUGAAUCAACGACACCUGCUCCAACAUCUGAGACAACAACUACACCUGCCCCGACAACAACUGAGAAAACAACUACAACUGCUCCAACAACUGAGGCAAUGACACCUUCGCCGACAACAAAUGAAGCAACAACGACAUCUUCUCCAACAACUGAAGCAACGACGACACCUGCCCCGACAACAACUGAAUCAACGACAAUUGCUCCAACAACUGAAGAAACAACACCUGCUUCCAAAGCUGAGUCAACAACGACCCCUGCCCCGACAACCAAUGAUGAAAUAACGACACCUGCUCCAGCAACUGAGUCAACAACGACCCCUACCCCAACAACAACUGAAGUAACAACGACACCAGCUCCAACAACUGAAGCAACGAUGACACCUGCUCCAACAACUGAGGCAAUGAAACCUGCCCCAACAACAACUGAGGAAACAACUACAACUGCUCCAACAACUGAGGCAACAGAAAUACCUGCUCCAACUCAGGCAACCACAACACCUGCCCCGAUAACAACUGAAGCCACAACAACAGCAGCUCCAACAACUGAGGCAACAACGACCCCUGCCCCAACAACAACUGAAGUAACAACGACACCAGCUCCAACAACUGAAGCAACGAUGACACCUGCCAUGACAACAACUGAAUCAAGUACAACUGCUCCAACAACUGAAGAAACAACACCUGCUCCAACAACUGAGGCAAUAACGACACCUUCGCCAACAACAAAUGACGCAACAACGACAUCUUCUCCAGCAACUGAAGCAACAACCACCCCUGCCCCAACAGCAAUUGAAGUAAGAACUACAAGUGCUCCAACAACUGAAGAAACGAUGACACCUGCUCCAACAACUGCAGAAACGAAAUCUGCCCCGACUACAACUGAAGCAGCAACGACACCUGCUCAAACAACUGAAGCAACAAUGAUAUCUUCUCCAACAACAGAAGCAACAACAACACCUGCUCCAACAACCGAAGCAAGAACGACACCUGCUCCAACAACUGAGGCAACACCUGAAGCAACAACCACACCUGCCCCGACAACAACUGAAGCAACAACGACAUCUUCUCCAACAACCGAAGCAACGACACCUGCUCCAACAACUGGGACAAUAACGACACCUGCCCCAACACCAACUGAAGCAGCAACGACACCUGCUCCAACAACUGAAACAAUAACGACACCUGCCCCAACAACAACUGAAGCAGCAACGACACCUGCUCCAACAACUGAAACAAUAACGACACCUGCCCCAACAACAACUGAAGCAACAACGACUACUGCAACAACUGUUCAGACGACAUCUGCCCCAACAACAACUGCACCAACAACGACAAUUUCCCCGACAACCAAGCAAACAACUUCGUCUUCUCCAGCAACGGACGCAACAGCGACACCUGCUCCAACGACACCUGCUUCAACAACUGCACCUAUAACAUCUACAACCGGUGCAUCCACAACUUCCACAUCUACUUCUACUGCACCUGCAACUACCACAUCUACUUCUACUGCACCUGCAACUACCACAUCUACUUCUACUGCACCUGCAACUACCACACCUACAACUAUAGCACUCAUUACAACAAGGGUGAUUUUCCGAUCUCUUCAAAGCACAUUUACAAGUGACUUGAACAAUGCAUCAUCUGCAGCAUUUAGAGAUCGAGUUUCAAUGAUAAAGUCACAGCUUGAACCUGUGUUCCUAAAGGCAUUCCCUUCCUCCUUCAGGUUCUUGGACGUGGUGUCAUUCAGAAAUGGAUCAGUCAUCAAUGACAUGAACCUUCUCUUUGCAAGCACAUCUGUUCCUAAUAAUACUGAGAUUAGGAGGGUUUUGAUCAAUGAUAGUUUAAACGUCACUGGCUUCGACAUUGAAAGGAGCUCAAUCAAAGUGAAUGGAACCAUAUUUCCUGAUCUAACUGCUCAAACAACCGAAGCAACAACGACCCCUGCCCUGACAACGACAGUUACAUCAACGACACCUGCUCCACCAACAACUGCUGCACCAAACACGACUUUGGCCGCUCCACCUAUUUACCUUAUCUCAAUCAUUUUGGAAAUUUCUUUUUCAGUUGACUUCACUAACCCCAACAGCAGUCCAUUCAAAGAUCUUGAGCAACGAGUUAUAGCUACGUGUGAGUUCAUAUACAGAGCAAGAUUUGUUCAGUUUGACCACUGUACUGUGACACUGUUCAGGAGUGUUCCAAUUCGAGCCGAUGUAACUGAAGCAGAGCUGCAGGUUGUGUUCAAUCAGACAACUCGCUUUGAAGAACUCCCACAGAACAGUGUCGUUGCUCAAACCUUAGUAGAAGCUGUGAAUAAUACCAACAACAGCUUCAAUGUGACCAUAAAUCCCAACAGAGUCAUACUAAUAGAAGGUCCAGUUCCAUCUACAACUACCACACCUGCAACUACCAUAUCUACUUCUACUGCACCUGCAACUACCACAUCUACAUCUACCACAUCUACAUCUACCACAUCUACAUCUACCACACCUACAACUGUAGCACUCAUUACAACAAGGGUGACUUUCAGAUCUCUUCAAAGCACAUUUACAAGUGACUUGAACAAUCCAUCAUCUGCAGCAUUUAAAGAUCGAGUUUCAAUGAUAAAGACACAGCUUGAACCUGCGUUCCAAAAGGCAUUCCCUUCCUCCUUCAGUUCGUUGGACGUGGUGUCAUUCAGAAGUGGAUCAGUCAUCAAUGACAUGAACCUUCUCUUUGCAAGCACAUCUGUUCCCAGUAAAACUCAGAUUGGGAGGGUUUUGAUCAGUGAACGUUUAAACAUCACUGGCUUCGACAUUGAAGGCAGCUCAAUCACCGUGAAUGGCGCCCAAUUUACAGAAUCAAGUGGAGUGAGCCACAAGAUCAGUCUCGUUACUGCAUCCUGCCUGGUACUGUUGUCAUGGAUACUAUCAAGCCAGCAAUAGCAUCAGUGCUGAUUACCAUUUGAAUUGCCAGCAGACUAUGACUGCCAUUACUGGUAUGAACAAGGACUUUGUUGUCGGUAAAAAUCCAAGAUUCAUGAUGGUCUUUGCUCUUGUAUGAAGAAUGACACAGCCAACUUUAAGCACCUGGCCCAUUGAAUCAUCACUACAAUAACAACCUAAACAAAAUAACAAUACUGUCUGUUAAGCCCUGGGAUGUCAGAAAUGGUUGCACUCUUUGACUUUUUAUAUAAAAUGUAAUGUAUAAAUGCAUCUUGCUUCUCUGAGCACUGUGCUAUAGCAAUAUUUAACUGUCAGUUAGUACUAAUGCUGUUCUUUAGUCAUGCUAAACUCAAAUCAGCCACACUGGAAAGUAAAAUCACUCUCACCAUUGUAUGAAAGAUAUUCAAAUGUGAGAUGUCUGUGAAGUUAGUUGUCAUCAACACAGUCUUGUCUGUCUACAAGCAAAGAUGAUUCAAAAUGGUGUUGUUUUACUCUGACCUUAAAACUAUCUAAACCUUUGUGAAAUUCAUGUUUAGGUUUCAUUUACAAAUACAGCAACAUAACAGCUCUAUAGUGAGCAUAUUGUAAAGCAAACAAGAGAACAAAUUAAAUGAAGGCACACAUGCAGCUAGAAGUGGGCUGCACACCCCAACCCAGAACCACCUUAUAAAGUUUUAUCAAAGGUCAUGGUACUUAAUUUAAAACAAUGCACUGUUGAUUUUCUUAGUAUACACAUUGUAUUUAUGUAAUGACGUAUAGCUAUAUUCUAUGAAACUAUUGUGGUUUCUAUAAUUUCAAAAUCAAUGAUUCUUUUGUGAAUUUAAAUUGUCUCUUGUGUGAGGUUUUCCAAUUUUGGUGGGUAAAGAGAAAAUGUACCAGGGCAUGUUUAACCUUGUACAAUUCCUGUAAAAUUAAAAAGCUUAA